Pteronotus mesoamericanus is the source of this 2906-nucleotide messenger RNA. RefSeq names its product phytanoyl-CoA 2-hydroxylase interacting protein (gene PHYHIP). Lineage: Eukaryota; Metazoa; Chordata; Mammalia; Chiroptera; Mormoopidae. The record is from RefSeq and is a predicted model, not a curated record. Gene Ontology annotation, molecular function: protein binding. Gene Ontology annotation, cellular component: cytoplasm. The transcript has 5 exons. The coding region runs from base 344 to 1336 and encodes 330 amino acids.
UUGGUGGAGCCAGAUUGGGUCUGGCUCUCCAGUUCCUUCUCGCCUUCUCUGCCUCUCUCUCCUCCACACGGCUCUGAUUCCGCUCUUGCCUCUCCUUGCGCUCGGCUGGGAACGUCGCCUCUCCAGGAGCGGCAGCGCGCUGCGGAGCAGGCAGGGGCUGCCUGCGGGGCAUGGAAGAAGCCUCCGCGGCAGCCGCGAAAGGAGCAGGAGGAGCCAGCGAGCGCUGCUGCCUGUGACCCAGGCGGCCUGGGGAGCCCAUCCUCACACAGCUCUCUCCCUUCCCUCCCCUCCAGGUCUUCCUCUGCAGAGCCCCGUGGGGCCAGGAGCCAAACCGAAGGGGACCAUGGAGCUGCUGUCCACGCCCCACAGCAUCGAGGUGAACAACAUCACCUGCGACUCCUUCCGCAUCUCCUGGGCCAUGGAGAACAGUGACCUGGAGAGGGUCACUCAUUACUUCAUCGACCUCAACAAGAAGGAGAAUAAGAACUCCAACAAGUUCAAGCACCGGGAUGUCCCCACCAAGCUUGUGGCCAAGGCCGUGCCCCUGCCCAUGACGGUGAGAGGCCACUGGUUCCUGAGCCCCCGCACGGAGUACAGCGUGGCGGUGCAGACCGCCGUGAAGCAGAGCGACGGGGAGUACCUGGUGUCCGGCUGGAGCGAGACGGUCGAGUUCUGCACUGGGGAUUAUGCCAAGGAGCACCUGGCGCAGCUGCAGGAGAAGGCCGAGCAGAUCGCGGGUCGCAUGCUGCGCUUCUCCGUCUUCUACCGCAACCACCACAAGGAGUACUUCCAGCACGCCAGGACCCACUGCGGGAACAUGCUGCAGCCCUACCUGAAGGACAACAGCGGCAGCCACGGCUCCCCGACCAGCGGCAUGCUCCACGGAGUCUUCUUCAGCUGCAACACGGAGUUCAACACAGGCCAGCCCCCGCAGGACUCCCCCUACGGCCGCUGGCGCUUCCAGAUCCCCGCCCAGCGCCUUUUCAACCCCAGCACCAACCUCUACUUUGCGGACUUCUACUGUAUGUACACAGCCUACCACUACGCCAUCCUGGUGCUGGCCCCCAAGGGCUCGCUGGGGGACCGCUUCUGCCGAGACCGCUUGCCCCUUCUGGACAUUGCCUGCAACAAGUUCCUGACCUGCAGCGUGGAGGAUGGGGAGCUGGUCUUCCGCCACGCGCAGGACCUCAUCCUGGAAAUCAUCUACACCGAGCCCGUCGACCUGUCCCUGGGCACCCUGGGGGAGAUCAGCGGCCACCAGCUCAUGAGUUUGUCCACUGCCGACGCCAAGAAAGACCCCAGCUGCAAGACCUGCAACAUCAGCGUGGGCCGCUAGGGACUCCGGGGAGCCGGGGGGGCUGGGGAGAAGUGACCAGCAGGGUGGUGACGGGCGACAUAAGUUCAGGGAGCUGGCUUUCUCUCCUCUGCCCCCCUGCCCCCUCCAUGCCACCAGUUCCCCCCUCCCCCACCCCUUGGCACUAGAGGCAACAGAGGGUGGUCCCCUUGGCAGGCAUGGCCCACCCACGCCUGGUAGACUGGGAGAGGCUCUUAGCUUCAGCGGGUUGGUGGGGGGUUGGACUUCUGGAGACUCCCCUUUCCUCUGGGUCCCCAGUCUGGCUAUUUCUGCUUCAUCCAGGCCCCCAUCUCCCAGGGGCUGUGGCCUCUGGGCUCUCCCGGGGAAGCCUCUCCAGACUGCAGCCCGUGCGCAGGCUGCCUGCGUCCGUAGGGGACUCAGAGAGCUGUGGGGUGCUCUUCCUCAGCUCAUGUGCCCCACUCAGGACCGCCACAGGAUGCCCCUCCCUGCCCAGCUGGGCCUGGGGGCUUCCCACCCCAGACCUGGCCCUUCCCUGCUAUAAAUAGCCUCCUGCACUGCUGUGACUCCCUGUCCCCCCGGCGCCUCCUUCUGCUUAGGAGAGCUGUCCCCCUUCUCACCUGCGCUCUAGAAAGGGGCCCUCUUUCCUCCUGGCUUCGGAGCAUCCAGGCUGUUCGAGUUUUCCCUUGCUCUGAAGAUGAUGUAGACCCCAGAGGACCUUCUCCGCUGCUCAGAGCACUGAGGCCUGGCAUGGCAGCCACUGGGGUCGAGGAGGGGGAAGAGACCCCUGAGACCCAGAGGGACCCCUUUCUCAGCCGGGAGUGGGCUGCCUCCCGCCCGAGGGGACCUGGCGUGGAACCAGGUCCGAGGGCUUUCCCGCCGAGCCCGGGCACCCCCUGGCCGUGCAGUGUGCUCGCCCCCCCUGCCGCCGGGCUGUGACUGCACGGUGCCUGCGAGUGACCCGGAAUGCGGCCCUCCUGCCACCCCACCUGUCGCCCCCGCCCGCCGGCGCCAUCUGCACUCCCCCUCGAGCCUGUGGACGGAGCGUCUCUUCCCCGGGGAGCUCCCAUUGAAGCCUUUGCUGGGCCUAACAGUGUUUUUACCUAUUUCCUACUUUUGUACGGGUCACCAGGGUGGACAGGGCAGGCCUCCCAAGGCGAGCGGACCAGGUGGGGUGACAAAGCGAGGCAUGGCCGGAGGCGACUGUCUGUCUGGGGAUGAGGGCGGUGAUGUCAGGCGGAGGAGAACAGCCUCUGCAGUGACAGCCAGAUUUCUGUGACGAGGGACAGAAGGGGCUGGCAGGCCAACAAGGCCAUAUCUCGGUAAGGGGCAGGCGGGACAGCUGGUCGCCUCUUCUGUAGCCGCAGGGAGUGGUGUGAUCUGCUGUCUCUGUGGCACGGAACAGGUCUGGGGGCCCUGGGAGAGGCCUGGAGAAAGAGAGGACGUGGCCCUCAGGCCCUCCCCCCUCUGCUGGCAGCAUUGCGGAGGGGAUGGGUCGCUGCCCUCCCCUGCCCCGUGUCUGGCCCCGUGUCUGCCCCCGGCUGGGGCGCGCCUGCCUGCGCUGUGCUUGCGAUGUGUACCAAUAAACCACCAC